Chondrus crispus (carragheen) is the source of this 669-nucleotide messenger RNA. RefSeq lists its product as hypothetical. The record is from RefSeq and is a predicted model, not a curated record. Bases 1 to 669 code for a protein of 222 amino acids. Gene Ontology annotation, molecular function: nucleic acid binding. The transcript has a single exon. Lineage: Eukaryota; Rhodophyta; Florideophyceae; Gigartinales; Gigartinaceae.
AUGGUGUCGGCUCCAAUGAUGCUGCUCCGUCAUCUUGUCGCUCGUGAAAAUUUUGCGAGCGAGAAGCUGACAUGGUGUCCUGCAGAUUGGUAUAAAGUCAUCUGGUCCGACGAGAAAAAGUUCAAUCUCGACGGACCAGAUGGAUUCGCCUUCUAUUGGCACGACCUGAGGAAGGACAAGCGCAUAUUCUCGAGAAGGCAAGGAGGUGGGAAUUCGGUCAUGUUUUGGGGGGCUUUUUGUGGGACGAAGAAAUGCGAAUUGGUGUUGCUCGAAGGAAAUCAGAACGCAGAGGACUACAUACAGACAUUAGAAAGUUAUUUGCUACCGUUUAUUGAUCAGGAGCUGAACGCAGGAUGGAUAUACAUGCAUGACGGAGCUUUUAUUCACAGGGCACAUCGGGUCAGGCAGUUUUUUGAGGAGGAAGAGGUGCCGGUUAUGGACUGGCCGGCAAAGUCCCCGGACUUAAAUCCUAUAGAGAAUCUCUGGGGUCUGUUGGCACGUGCUGUAUACGCUGGUUGUCGUCAAUUUGACAACGUCGAAGAGCUUAAAGAGGCCGUUUGGGAAGCCUGGGAUAACAUCACCACGGACAUACUGAAAUCCCUUUUGGGGUCCAUGCAACGACGCUGCACGGACUGUUACCUUGCCAAGGGAGGUGCUACGAAGUACUGA